AUGCCUGAGUCGUGCGCUGAGGCGGCGCGGCUCGGUCGGCGGCACGUGGACGCGCCAAAGGCCGCGGCAGGCGCCGCCGCACACACCGCUGGCCAGGGGACUCAGGUUAAUCACGUUCCAGACAGCUUUGUUGCCGGUCUGUCACGACCAAGCUUGGAUGGAGAUGACGGCUACCAGAUGGAUGAUUAUGCCAAUGAUGAUGACCCGGACACCAAUGUGUCAGACUACGAAGAGGAGAAGGAGUACACGGGUCCGCCACCUGAGUUCACCGUGCAAUCUAUGAUGCUGGAGGCACACGAGGGUGACACUGUUACCUUCCCCUGCUCGUGGAAAGUCCCAGUGGACGAUCUCAAGGAGCGCCCAAACUUUCCUCUCAUGUGGAAAAAUGGAACCUCAUCACUGAUUAUGGGUGCCAUCAUAGCAACAACAGAUAAACGGGUACAGUUAAAUGGCUCUAAUCUGAUUUUGACAGAUGUACGUCCUACAGAUCGUGGUACCUAUACGUGUGAAAUACUGUCUAAUGAAACACCAAUGGAUCUACACCAUUCAUUGGAGGUCUUUGAGGCUCCAAAAGUUGCCAAAAUCCGUCCUAAUAAGUCAUCUAUUGUUGUUGAGGCUGGAGAAGCCCUUACGCUCACCUGUGAUGCAAAUGGAUACCCAAAACCUACAAUUUCCUGGAUUAAGAAGAGGAAAGCCAAAGAAGAAACAUUUAAGGCACCUACACUUAAUUUUGAGAAAGUAGCGCCAAGCCAUUCAGGAGAAUAUGAGUGCACAGCUGAGAAUACCUACGGCAAAUCCAAUCCAGCACAUGUUAAGGUGGUCGUCCACUAUAAACCAAAGGUGACCGCUAUAAAAGAACGUGUAAUAAGUGGUGUGGAAUAUGAGUCUGAACUGGAGUGCAGAGUUGAUUCUGAACCUAAAGCCAAAGUGAAAUGGCAGAGAGAUGGCCAUCUGAUUGAACCGUCAAAUGAUUUUGAAGUGACACACAUGAAUCACAUAUAUAAACUUAAGAUACGUAAGACCAAGACAUCAGAUUUUGGAAUAUACACAUGUGAAGCAGAAAACACUCUUGGCUCUGCAAAGAGCACCAUCGACCUGACACGGAUGCCAAGCACACCUGCUCUAAAGAAAGUUAAUCAUGCAGAUGAUGGAAGUAGUGUUGAAUUUGAAUGGACUUUGGAAAGCUAUGCGCCUAUAUCUCAGUACGAACUGCGAUACAGGAACAAAAUGAAUGGGGAUUGGAAGUCAGAGAGUCCUGCAGUUACUGAUGCUGAAGGCAAUAUUUACACUGUGAAACAUAAACUCAGUCCUCAGCCACCAGGAGAGUAUGAGGUUGUGCUAGUGUCAACCAAUGAAUUUGGUUCAUCAGAAUCUGCUCCACACACCUUCCAACUCACUCAUGAACUUGGUGUAGCAGAACCUCGAGGAGAACCUGAACCACAAAAGAUACCAGAAAGUGGAAAUAAUGGAAGCGAAACUAGGCCAAGGUUAAUGGCUCUGUUGACUGUCCUGAGUCUAAGCACUUUUUUCUUGUAGUUAGCUUUGAAGUAACACGGAAGCUUCUCUUGUUGCCUCGACCUGACAUGUGUGAUUGAGUGCGGUUGAGUAAUAGCUGAUGAGCUUCUUAUCAAUAACAACCAAGCAGUUCAUCUUCGCUUUGAAGCAACCAGUGACAGCUUUACUGCUUUGCAGGACUGUGCCAGUCACUCAGGAUUCUUUUGAUCUGAAACUUAGGACUUUAGAACUAGCAUAUAAAUUCCCUUUCGUGCUUGAAAUGAUCUUAAAAUUUUCAGUCAGAAACAUAUAUUUCCCAGUAAAGCUGCAUGUGCAUCAUAUGACACUUUUAAAAUUGCAUUUACAAGAAAGAAUGCAGCUUUUAUUUUAUAAAUAUUGUUAGAUUUGUCCUUGUUCACAAUUGCUCUCUGAAUAAGGAAUGCAGGUUAGCCUUAUAUGAUGAAUGUGUUAUUGGUCUUUUAAGUCCUGCAGUUUAACAUACUUAGAAACAGUUUCUGGGAAAUCAGUGCCACUAUUCUUUCAGAUUCAAAUAUUGGUCAUCAUUUUAGAAAGAAAUUGCACUCUACAGAUAGUAUCUUGUUUUUAAAACAUUGUUAAUAUAAUGCAUAAACCAAAGUAUUUGAUGCCUCUGGAGAAAUGAAUCGGCACACUCCUAGGGCACGUACAUGUUUAUAGAGUUAUGCUUGUAUAAAUAUAUAUUAUAGUCAAUCAUAAAAUGUGAUUUGGCCUACUUUAUGAAGCCAGUUAUAUUUUACUUACAAAUUGCUUUGUACAUAUCUAUAAAUAUGUGUAAAACACUCUAUAUUUUAAGUCUUUUAUAUAGGUCAGUCAUUUUGUCAAAAGGUUUUUCGCUGAAAAUAGUGAUCAAAUUUUUCCCCAGUUAUUCAACUGACCGAAGGGUAACUGAACUCAGUUCCUUUUUCUGUUUGUACAGCUGAGCUGCAUGAUUGUAAUAAUGAAAGAAAGCAAUGUUUCAUCUAGCGGUACAAUAAGUGUUGUUAUUAUUGUUCCUUGGUAUCUUAAAGACAGCAAAAUAAUGAGAAACAAGGAAAAUAUUUUCUAAGGCUUUAAUUUAUUUUACUACUGCUGUCUUUAUUUUUCUCCUGUUAUUUAUUACAUGCCUUCAUAAUGUGGUACCAGUGUGACCUCUCUGGAAGAAAGUACUUGAUGAAUUUCUAUUUCCCUAAGUGAACGAUUUUUCACUUUUGCCUUUUUCGUUAAGCUAACACAGUUUUGUGAUAGGCUUAUUAUGUGUACCACUUAUUUUCCAUGAUGAGUCCAGUAAAAUAUUGUUAUUGCUUCCUUCACAUGCAGCUCCUUAUAUCAUCUAGUUAAUGGACCAUCCUAGUAUUUAUCUUAAAGAUGAAGAAUAAAUGAAAGUUAUAUUUUGAGAUGUAUGUGCAUUUAGUCAAUGUGAUUUGGUAAUUUGACAGUAUCCUCUAUACCCUUUUUUUUAUUUCACACAUGUUACUUUGUGAUAGAUAUUGCCAUGUACUUUUCUCAUAAAACUGACAUCAUGCAGAAAUUUUUGUGGCAGAAAAGACUGCAUAACAGUUAAGUGCACAAAAGGCAGCUUUGAAAUUUAAAUUAUUUUUUGUUACCUCAUAAAAAUGUCAUUGAAAUUACCUGCAGCUUAAAUAAAAAUGACAAUCUAUGCACUGUGCCUUCUCAUAGUAAACUUUAUUUUGUAAGAGUUAUUUGAGUGGAGCAUAAAACAGUAAUUAUCAUUAUUAAAGUUCCAUAUGUUGAAAUUAUUUUCAUAAAAUAGAAUAAUAUAUGGUCAAUACAUCAAAUGAAACACAUAAUGUACAGUGCUGAAAAAGGCUAAACACUGAUACGUUUGCACAGAAUGUUAGAAUUGUAAAUAUUUUAUUUGUCUAUUGUGACAAGACAAUUCGCAAAAGAUUGUAUUUUUAAUGUUUGUAAUGUUUGUAUGUGUGUAAUGUUGUAAAUUGUCACUUAUUUAUGAGUUUUAUGAGCUGCUUCCAUAUGUCACUGUUAUAUUUUAAUGCAAAAGUUUUCUCAUUAAGUUAAUUUUUAAUGUUGUACUCGUUUAAAAUUCAAAAAUGGAGAUGUAAUUAGCUUUCUUAAUUUUUUGUCACCUUUCAGUUGAAAAAUACAUUUGUAUCAUAGUUAAUUGAUGCUAGUUGGUCUGUUCUGGGAAACUUCUAGAUGCUUUGAUAGCCCUUCCUUUGUCAUUUUUGAGUGAAGAUGAAUAAUAGAAACUGGUUUUCUGUACUGUAUUUUAUAGAGUAUGUAUCAAUGGACACUUUGAAAGCAUCACAUUAAUUUUGUUAUCAGUGAAGGAUAUUAUAGUCAUAGGAUCAUAGGGGUGAACAGCUUAUGUGCCUUGUGUACCUGUAUUAGGUUCUCAGUAACUUCUAUUAUUAUACAACUUCCUUCACUUUUGUUUUUGCAUUAUAUUUAGAAAGUGUUAAACCCAACUCUUCACAGAUUUUUUCUAGUCAAAUUAAUAGUAUUGAGUACAUUCUUUAUGUCAAAUCAAAAGCAAACUUUUCAUUUUUCUCUUAUUCGUUUAAAUGAUCUAUACUCUGAGAGUUGUCAUAAAGCAGAAUUAAUAGUCUUCAUCAGUGACAAACCAUUAAUUUUGUCUAUAAGUAGUACAUACCAUAGUAAAUAUAUUUGCUGUGAUACAAAUGUAUUCAGAUAUAGAAUAAUUCAUUAUUGCCAAGAGUGUGCACAGUAAUAGCUAUAGGAUAAAACUCCUGUGUGAAUGUGAUUUUCUGAAAAAUUUUAUGAGAUUGGACAUAAAUGUGUACAAGAGGAAUAAAUGUUAUUGAUUAAAGAAAUAAAACUGUAAUUAACAUCACAGAAAA
Molecule: messenger RNA, 4352 nt
Organism: Schistocerca nitens (vagrant locust)
Lineage: Eukaryota; Metazoa; Arthropoda; Insecta; Orthoptera; Acrididae
Product: protein amalgam-like
Exons: 11
Coding region: 1-1536 (511 amino acids)
Molecular function (GO): protein binding
Source: RefSeq, a predicted model, not a curated record